Soboliphyme baturini is the source of this 1617-nucleotide messenger RNA. The record is from the annotation of a GenBank genome assembly. NCBI's taxonomy places the organism in Eukaryota, Metazoa, Nematoda, Enoplea, Dioctophymatida, Soboliphymatidae.
AUGUCGAUGAAUGGAGUGUACAUCGUUCAGGGCGAACUGAACUCGGUGGUGACCAUUCUGCGCCGCACUUUGCUGACGAGGGACGGAGUUGUCAGCGACGAGGACCCGCUGCUACGGAGCUUCGCCGACCUUCGAGAGGUACUUAACUACGUCGUGGAUCUGGCGGAUAUGGCGCCGAGCACAUUCGUGGCACCUUUUCUGGAUGUCAUCCGCUCUGAGCACACCACUGGACCCGCAACCGGACGGGCGUUGAUCGCCAUCAACAAGUUCGUCACCUACGGUCUGUUGAAUUUCAGCAACUGCAAGGUGAACAGCGCGAUACUUCAGAUAGCCGAAGCUGUCACUCAUGCCCGCUUCGUCGGUACUGAUCCGAGCAACGACGAGGUGGUGCUCUUGCGGAUUUUACAGGUACUUAGGACAAUAAUGUUGUCACCAGUCGGUUCGUUGCUGACCGAUGAGACUGUAUGCGAAAUUCUGCAGUCCUGUUUCCGAAUAUGCUUUGAAAGUCGUCUGACAUGUCUGUUGCGGAAGGCUGCCGAGUCUUGUUUAAUCGACAUGGUCCAGCUGUUGUUCACCAGAUUGCCGACGUUUGUCGAGGAUCUGCAUCAUCCGUAUAUUCGCCGACUCAAGAUGCAGUCUACACUGAAGGACGGCAGCCAUCGGCGAAAGUCGAAGAAGAAGCCGAAGGACAUAGCGCAGCCGGCCAACUCUACGGAAGCAGAUUCCACCUCGAAGGGGAAUGAGAUGUCCCCUACGGAAGGCGGUGAUGCUUCAGUAGAGACGGCGAUCAAAGACAGUAAGCCUGAAGCGGCCGCCACCAACACCUCUGUUGGUGAGGCGGAACAGCAGAAGGUUGUAGACGUCCAUGGCGACUUCGGUUUUGUCGUUGAGGAGCAUGACCGGCUAAUGCGCAGCUACAGCGAGGCGACAGUCAGUGUGUCCAGCAUUUCCAAGGAUGAAAGCGAACGUGAAAGCCACCAGGAGCUUAGGGACGAAGGAUCUGGAGUAGUUGCUCAGUGUUCGUUGGAGGACAAAUACGAAGUGGUCGUCGUGGAUCAAUGUCCUGCUGUCCAACUGGAGUCUGAUAGCCAGUCAAACGAUGUCAGGUUCACGAUCGAUGACCAGAUGACCAGCAAACCCCCGCUGCUACCUACCAAAGAAACUCUGAACGAAAAUGAGAACAGCGACGAAACUUCUGAAGUGUCUACUCUGCCGUACGGGUUGCCGUGCGUGCGGGAGUUACUCCGCUUCCUGAUCACGUUGUGCAACCCGUGGGAGCAGCAGAACAGCGGCAGCAUGAUCGAGUUGGCUUUGAAUCUGAUCAUUGUGGCUCUCGAGGCCGGCGCAGAUCAUCUCGGCAAAUAUUCAGUGCUGUUGCCGAUGGUACAAAACGAACUCUGUCGAAACAUAAUCAGUCUUCUCGGCACCAGCCAGGUGACGCUGCUGUCGUUAACGCUCAGGGCUGGUUUUCUCAUAUUUGAGGCUCUUCGCACGUAUCUAAAAUUCCAGCUCGAGAUGUACCUUUUGCGGCUGAUGGCUCUGGCGGUCGCCGACAUGCAGGCGCUACACAACAUGUCAUCCUCCGUACAAUAUCAUCCCAUUUCAGAGGUGCAGUAG